This is a messenger RNA of Mucor velutinosus, 2355 nucleotides long. RefSeq names its product 54S ribosomal protein L38, mitochondrial (gene mrpl38). Gene Ontology annotation, molecular function: sodium:proton antiporter activity. NCBI's taxonomy places the organism in Eukaryota, Fungi, Mucoromycota, Mucoromycetes, Mucorales, Mucoraceae. The record is from RefSeq and is a predicted model, not a curated record. Gene Ontology annotation, biological process: sodium ion export across plasma membrane; regulation of membrane potential; proton export across plasma membrane. Bases 1 to 2355 code for a protein of 784 amino acids. Gene Ontology annotation, cellular component: plasma membrane. The transcript is spliced from 10 exons.
AUGAGUGCCUUACAUGUUAUACCGGGGGAAUUUUCGACAUUUACCAUUGCCAUAGCCAUUUUGAGUGGCUUCAUUGUGUUCUUUGGUUAUGUGUCCAUGUUUAUCAAGGAAAGAUGCUUUCUAUCAGAAGCAUUUGUCGCUCUAAUUGUGGGUAUCAUUGCAGGUCCAUUAGUGUCAAAUGGAUUUGAUCCAAACAGCUGGGAAGACGCUGAUGAAAUCACAAAAGAAUUGACUAGAUGCAUUCUUGCAAUUCAGGUAAUGGCCGUCGGUAUUGAUUUACCCAAACACUACAUGAAAAAAGAAUGGCUGACCAUGUUCAUGCUGUUGCUACCCAUUAUGAUCUUUAUGUGGCUCAUCAGUGGAUUGUUCAUUUGGUGGUUGGUUCCUCCAAUUAACUAUCUCCAUGCUCUAGUCAUUGCAGCUUGUGUUUGUCCCACUGAUCCAAUUUUGGCCAAUUCAGUCGUCAAAGGCCGAUUCGCCGAGAAGCAUGUGCCAGCUCAUAUUCGAAAUGCAUUGUCCGCAGAAAGUGGGGCCAAUGAUGGUAUGGGUUUCCCCUUUCUUUUUCUUGCACUGUUUCUGAUUAGUGAACCCAAUGUUGGAACCGCAAUUGGAAAAUGGAUCUAUAUCACUUUGCUAUUUCAAAUCGCACUCUCCUGUGUUAUUGGACUCAUUGUCGGAUGGGUGGCCAGAAAGAUAUUGCAGUGGUCUGAAAGAAACCAUUUGAUCGAUAAACCUUCGUUCCUUUGUUUCGCAAUUGCAUUAGCCCUGUUCCUGAUGAGCAUGACUGGAUUCUCUGGAAGUGAUGAUUUACUAGCUUGUUUUGUUGCUGGUAAUGCAUUUUCAUGGGACGAUUGGUUCAGACAAGAAACAGAAGAAGCCCAUUUCCAAGAAGUCAUUGAUAUGAUGCUGAAUUUAGCUGUAUUUGUCUAUAUUGGGGCUAUUAUUCCUUGGUCUGAUUUUGGUAAUGCUGCUCUUGGUUUGACACCAUGGCGCCUGGUCGUAAUUGCCAUCUUAAUCCUGCUAUUCAGACGUUUGCCUAUCCUGAUUGUCCUGAAGCCUGUGAUGCCUGCCAUGAGAACAUACAGAGAAGCCAUCUUUAGUGGCUGGUUUGGCCCUAUGGGUGUUGGUGCCGUCUUUUUGUCCAUGGUGGCCAAGGAGGAGAUGAUUGAAAUCUAUCACGAAACAGAAGAGAAGCCACUGACCAUAGAACUCAUUAGUCCUGUCGUGCUGUUUAUUGUGUUAUCGUCCACAUUAGUCCAUGGCACAACUAUUCCGCUGUUCAAGAUUGGUAAGCGUAUUCGUACUCGUACAUUGUCCAUUGCUAGUACAGGCAGCGGCCAGGUCCUUCGUCUGCCCAAGCUUCAAUUUGGCCAGCAAAUCAGUCUUAGAAAAUCAGAAGAUGUCCGUGCUCAAACAGAUGAGCAUGCUGAAGCCAUGGCCCAAUUGAAGCGCAACACAUUGGCCAACACCAUUCAACAUGAUUACACUAUUGCCGCUGCUCCUAAUGCCACGCCUAUUUAUGCAAUUGAUAUGCACGAUGAAGACGAUGAUGAUGGCUUGAAUGAAGAAGACUUCUUACCUGAUGAAUCAGAUGAAACUCAAGUGGGCGGAUACGAUGAUAAACCUGCUCAGCCUCAACAUCUCCAUAUACCUGCUACAGCAACAAACGAAUCUCAGAGUAUACGAUUCUUAGAGCCUGUAAAUCCCAGAGCUGGAAGCGGAGCACAUCAAUCAAGCACUAAUGCAGAACGAAAUGAAGCUAGCGUGUCUAGUUUCAGAAGCUGGAUGAACAGAAGCAGAUCGCCAUCAGAUGCCAAUGACAUUGAAGAAGUUGGUAUCGUCACCACACCGCCUCCAUCACAUAUGCCAAAUGCUGGUGGUUUGAGAAACCUCUUUAGACGCCACAAGGAAAGCACAGACGAGAUUCCUGAACAACAACAACAACAACAACAACAACAGCAACAACAACAACAGCCUUCACCAAACAUUGAAAUUACAUCUCCUUCGUCCCCAACUGGCGCUAAACCGCCUGCUGCUCCCACUGCCGCUGCACAUGAAGAGGGCAAUUCGCGCACCUACGACACCCUUCGAAAUAUGUUUAGCCAUUUACCGCCUCUAGCACACGGAGAACACCAUAAAACAACCGAAGAAGUCAUUGAUCUCGGCCACAGUAAACUGAGUCCCAGAAUUGAAGUGUGGGAUGAGCCGCAUCAUGUUGUGAUUGAAGACAAAGAAGACGCCUCAUCUCAUUGCGUGAUUGACAAAUCAGAAAAUAACUGGGAGGACUUGGUCAAGGAAAAGAUUAGACAGCUGCAAUCUAACAUUGCCAAUUCAACCGCCCACAAUGAAGCUUAG